AUGUCGCGAGGCUACGAUCGCUCUCUCGUCACUUUUUCUCCCGAUGGUCAUCUGUUCCAAGUAAGUUACCUCCUCUGCGUCGCCGCUGGCCGCUGCUCGUCGUCCACCUUCCUCCCUCCCACAAACUCAAAACUGACCACCCCUCCUCCCCCCUCCCUCCCCUCCCCACCCACCCCUCUCAACCUACACCUAACAGGUCGACUACGCCCUCGAAGCCGUGCGCAAGGGAACCUGUGCAGUCGGUGUAAGAGGUAAAGAAGUCGUCGUCCUCGGCGUGGAGAAGAAGUCCGUCAUGCAGUUGCAGGACCCGAGGACGGUCAGGAAGACGGCGAUGAUUGAUGAUCAUGUUUGUUUGGGAUUCGCGGGUGAGUUCAUCGUUGGGAGAUUUUCGGAAGGGGGUGGUGUUGUUUGGACGGGGGAAGGGGGGAGGGGGGAGGGGGGAUGGGUGGGUGGGUGGGGUUGAUGACGCGGCGUUGCUUGGGGGAGGAAUGACUCGGUUGGGCAGGCGCGGUCAGCCUUACUCGAGGUGGUGAGGAUACAACGGAGCUAAUUCCUUCUACACCAAUUACCCUACCCGUUCAGGCCUGACCGCGGACGCGAGGAUCCUGGUCGACCGAGCGAGGAUGGAAUGUCAGUCGCAUCGAUUGACCGUCGAGGACCCCGUCACGGUCGAAUACAUCACCCGACACAUCGCCGGUAUUCAACAGGUGAGCAAUAUGCAGAGAGAUUCACUCGGUUGUGCUCUCACCGCCUCAACGACUACGCAGGACCCUAAUCGACGUUUUGCCUAUCGUUCUUCUUUUUAAAAAAAGAAAUACACCCAAUCCGGCGGGAUGAGACCGUUCGGCAUCUCGUGCCUGAUCAUAGGCUUCGACCACGAUGACCCAACCCCUCGUUUGUACCUGACCGAACCGUCGGGGAUCUUUUCGGCCUGGCGAGCGAACGCGAUCGGGAGGUCGUCCAAGACCGUGCGUGAGUUCUUGGAGAAGAAUUGGGUCGCCGAUUUGGACAAGGAUGAGGCGGUCAAGUUGGCGGUCAAGUCCCUUUUGGAGGUCGUGCAAACGGGGGCGAAGAAUAUCGAUCUGGCCGUCAUGACCGGUCAUGGUCAAGUUAGGGUGAGUUGAGGGGGAACGCGGAUGCGGCUGCGAUGCGGAAGGGCCAGAGAGAAUGUUGUUUCAAGUGUUUUUUUCUCUCUGAGCUGAGCUGAACCACGCUGCGACGUUACGAAUCCCUCCCCCCCUCCUUUUCCCACAGAAUUUGACAUUAGAAGAGAUCGAAGCCGUCGUUGCGGAGAUUGAGAAGGAGAAGGAGGCCGAACAGGAGAAGAAGAAGAAUCGAUUGGCCGCGACGGCCGCGUCGAGGGAAGCCAUGACCGCCGGUCCGAGUGUGACGCAGUCGUUGGGGGAGGUAUAG
This is a messenger RNA of Microbotryum saponariae, 1413 nucleotides long. The record is from the annotation of a GenBank genome assembly. NCBI's taxonomy places the organism in Eukaryota, Fungi, Basidiomycota, Microbotryomycetes, Microbotryales, Microbotryaceae.